CAUGGCGGCGCCCGCGUGGCUGCGCCGCUGCUCCCGGCUGCUGGCCCCGGCCAGGCUCCCGAGCGUUUCCGCCGCGCGGGCGAAGUUCUACGUGCGGGACCCGCCUCACGCCCAGCCCGACUGGCUGAAAGUUGGCCUGACCUUGGGCACCUCGGCCUUUCUGUGGUUCUAUCUCAUCAAGCAGCAUAAUGAAGAUGUUUUAGAGUAUAAAAGAAGGAAUGGAUUGGAAUAAACUUUUGGAAUACUAACACAGUAUGCUCCGUAGAGUGAUAAAACAGUUCCUCUGGAUCCCAGUCUGUUGAGUUUUUAAUGUGAGAUGUUAUAUGUGAAUAUUUGUCAAGCCAGCAUUUGUGUUUUACAUCAUUACAUGAAAAAAUAAAAAUCCUCCUGUAUUCAGACUCUGUAUAUUGUGACAACAUGUGUGAUUCUAAGGUCCAUUGUAAGAAGUAUUUCACUGUGGAUGGUGCCAUCUGCUACCAGGGUCAGCAGCAAAGAAAUCUGAUAAGAAAGUUUAUUAAGGAGAUAGUUUCAGAAAUACA
Messenger RNA from Talpa occidentalis (Iberian mole), 539 nucleotides. RefSeq names its product NADH:ubiquinone oxidoreductase subunit C1 (gene NDUFC1). Gene Ontology annotation, cellular component: mitochondrion. Lineage: Eukaryota; Metazoa; Chordata; Mammalia; Eulipotyphla; Talpidae. Bases 2 to 232 code for a protein of 76 amino acids. The record is from RefSeq and is a predicted model, not a curated record. The transcript is spliced from 4 exons.